AUGACGAUCGAAGAUGGAAACAAGCCGAAGGACUCGACCUUGAGUGCACUUCUCAAGAAGCAGGCCAAGAUAUCGAACCCAGAAUUUGACGAGUUUGCUGCGCGGAAGAAGCAGCGCGGGCCUGGCAAGCCACCGUUAUUGUGGUUUGGAUCACCAUCUUUGCCAGAGAACCUAUCGCUAGGAGUCUACCGUGCCAUAUUUUCGAACGAAGAGCAAGAGGAGGAAUCGCACAUCUUGGAGACAAUACGGAAGAAACAGCUGUCACCCACGCAGCCUCCAAAAGUUAAGCCUGAUGGUGGCGUCCCUUUGCCUGGUGCAGACAUCGGUCCUCACUACUUCCUUUGUAUGAUAGGAGGUGGUCAUUUUGCGGCCAUGGUCGUAGCUCUGGCGCCUAAGAUGGGCAAGAAACACACCGGUGUGGAUGAGCGGUCGGCGACAGUGAUUGCACACAAGACCUUCCACCGAUAUACCACUCGACGGAAGCAAGGUGGAUCGCAAUCGGCAAACGACAACGCAAAAGGGAACGCGCAUUCUGCCGGAUCUUCGAUACGUCGAUACAACGAAACUGCACUCGUGAAUGAAGUGCGCGAGCUCCUGUCGAGCUGGAAGGCAAUGAUUGACACAGCCGAGCUUGUCUUCGUUCGGGCGACUGGCGCGACCAACCGACGGACAUUGUUUGGGCCAUACGAAGGCCAGGUCUUGCGAAACAACGACCCGCGUAAUCGAGGAUUCCCGUUUAGUACACGACGUGCAACACAGAAGGAACUCAUGCGCGCAUUUGUGGAGCUUACUCGCGUCAAGCAAAGCACCAUCGACGAGGCUGCUCUUGCUGCGUUGAACGCUCCUCCAGCCGAGACCGCACCGACACCCGCUCCAGUGAAGCCGAAGGCACAGAAGCCAUCAAAAGAAGAAGAGGAAGGUGGCGCAGAUCCUACCAUCAUGAACGAUGAUGCUCGUACACCUUUCACUGUAGCUGGUGACCGCGCAACACGUGAUGCGUUCCGAGUCGCGCGACAUGAGCUUGGCGAGUCGGUCUGGCAGUGGGAUCAAGCCGGAGUACCUUCUGCACUUUCUAGAGCAGAUGCUGAAAAGCGCGACACUCAGGAGAAGACGGAGAAGGCUGCAGAAAGCAAGGCGGAGUCCGAAAGACGGAAAGCGGAGACAGAGCGCGUGCGGAAAGAAGGCGAAGCCGAAGAGGCCAGACGGAGGGAGCAGCGAUUGGGCAAGGGUAAAGCGUUGGGCGUUUUGCCUGUCAAGACUGGUGCGGAGCUGAGAGAGGAGGAGGCACGAGAUAGAAAGGGAGCGAAGAGCUAG
Messenger RNA from Parastagonospora nodorum SN15, 1314 nucleotides. RefSeq lists its product as hypothetical. The record is from RefSeq and is a predicted model, not a curated record. Bases 1 to 1314 code for a protein of 437 amino acids. NCBI's taxonomy places the organism in Eukaryota, Fungi, Ascomycota, Dothideomycetes, Pleosporales, Phaeosphaeriaceae. The transcript has 3 exons.